This is a messenger RNA of Phytophthora nicotianae INRA-310, 1146 nucleotides long. RefSeq lists its product as hypothetical. Gene Ontology annotation, biological process: acyl-CoA metabolic process; fatty acid metabolic process. Gene Ontology annotation, molecular function: fatty acyl-CoA hydrolase activity; long-chain fatty acyl-CoA binding. Gene Ontology annotation, cellular component: cytosol. Bases 1 to 1146 code for a protein of 381 amino acids. NCBI's taxonomy places the organism in Eukaryota, Oomycota, Peronosporomycetes, Peronosporales, Peronosporaceae. The record is from RefSeq and is a predicted model, not a curated record. The transcript has 5 exons.
AUGCUGUCUCGAAUGACGCGGCGGACGAGGUUGCAUUCUCGUCAUAAUCGAUUCCUGAGCGCCGUGAGGAUGCAGACCAUCGGAGACCAAACGUUCGUGAACCCACGGGAUACCCGCCUAGCAUACGCUGAUAUCAUCGGCGAGGAAAGUCUAAGUGGCAAAUUGAUCAGUGCUGGACCGAUCUUGGAGCGAAUCGACAUCUUCGGGGCUGCGGUCGCCGAAAAUGUGGCGUGCAAAGGUAUCGCCACAAUCUCGGUAGACCGCGUGGAUUUUAAGAGCCAGAUCGCGCAUGGUGACCUCGUGCGGCUAGAAGGCGAGGUAAUUUACACUGGAAGUUCGUCACUAGCUGUUCAAAUUACUGGGUACCGCCACGAUAUCGAAGCCGGCAAGUUCAUCCAUACUCUGAGCGCUAUCAUGACGUGCGUGGCACUGGACGAGAACAUGCGUCCAAGUCCGGGACUCCCAAAGCUAUUGGACCCACUCGACCCGGAGUACGUAAGGAAACACGAGGAGAUUGCAGCCCAGCGCAAAGAACUUGCUGCUCGAUGGCGUGAGGUCCAGGAAGAAGUGGACCAGUUGCCGCAUGUGUCGGUCGAUAUGCUCAAGAAGCACGACAACGGCCGAUCACUCGAAGUGCCCAUCCCAGACACGCUGAUCGAAGUGCAGAGCUCCUUCUUGCCCAAGCAUUUGAACCGGAACAACACGAUUUUCGGCGGUGAAGUGCUCACGUGGAUGGACAAAGUGGCACUAUAUUGCGCUCGCAACUUCACCAAGAAUCAGAACAUGGUCACCGUGUCCAUGAACCGAAUCUUCUUUAAACUCCCGAUUACUAUGGACGACAUCGUAACGAUGCACGCGCGUAUCAGCAGCGUCCGUCGCCACCAUCUGGAAGUCGAAGUCGAAGUGUUUGUCGGUCGCAUUGGUUCUAACGAACGCCGCAAGUCUCAUACAGGGUAUUUUACUGUUGCGAACCUGGAUCGCUCGUACCGCAUGAAGCAGAUCUCUACCGGACUCAAGGUGGACGAAAACGACCAGGAGAGCAUGCGCACAUUGCUCAAGGCACAACACCGAUGGACGUUCGACGACCAAGAGCUCAAAUUGCUAACACUCGAGCCGCUUUCCUUGUCCACGCCUGCUAAAUUGUGA